Molecule: messenger RNA, 1945 nt
Organism: Cuscuta europaea
Lineage: Eukaryota; Viridiplantae; Streptophyta; Magnoliopsida; Solanales; Convolvulaceae
Source: the annotation of a GenBank genome assembly
UUUUGUCCUUAUUUUUAUUCUAUUUGGAACAACUGCUUCAUAUGGAUCUGGUGAUACGGGAAUUCGUGGGCUGAGAUUAAACCAUGAACUUCCCUCUAGCGGCGGCGGCGAUUUUGGCUACCACUUUUUUAGUCAUUUUUAUUCACAACACACUUUUCCGGCGUAGCAAAAAAGUGCCUGCAGCCGGCUUCGCCUGGCCUGUAAUCGGCCAUUUCCACCUCCUCGCCUCAAAUGAGCGGCCCGCCCACAGAAUCUUGGCCGACAUGGCCGACAAAUACGGCCCAAUAUUCCGGCUGAGGCUCGGCGCCCGUGAAGUCGUGGUGGUGAGCGACUCGCGGAUCGCUAAAGAAUGCCUCACCGUCCACGACACAGCCCUCUCGGGCCGACCAAAGGCGAUUUCCUCGGAGCACUUCGGCUCCAACUACGCUAGCUUUGCGCUCGCCCCGGCCGGCCCGCUCUGGCGGGAAAUCCGCAAGGUCGUCGUACUUGAGCUGCUAUCCAGCCGCCGUUCUGACGCGCUCAGGCGCGUCAGAGAAUCGGCAUCGGAAAAAUUCGUCCACGACAUCUACCGGGCCUGGCUGACGGCUGGGAAGAAAGAUCCGUCCGAAUCCGAUGAUGUUUUUGUGAUACUUGACAUGAAGGAGUGGUACUGGAAAUUAGUGACCGGCGUAUUGUUCGGGAUACUCUUCGGGGAGAUGCACGAGGAAGAUUGGAGCGGGACGGUGGCGACGGUGAAGAAAUUCUUCAGCCUUAUGGGUGCGCAGGUUGUGGGUGAUUACCUGCCAUGGAUGAGAUGGAUGGACAUAGGAGGUUAUGAGAAGGAGAUGAAGAAGGCUGCCAAGGAGAUGGACAGUCUUAUGGAAAGGCUGCUUCAGAAACACAAGAGUGAAAAGGGGGUGAAAUGUAAGGAGGAAGAGGACUUCAUGGAUACAUUGCUUUGCCAUUUUGAUUAUGGAAAAGAAAGUGUGGAUGGUUUUGAUGCUGAUAGGCUUGUGAAAGCAACUUGCACGACAUUGUUGGGAGCAGGAACAGAGACAACUGCAAAUUCGUUAACAUGGGCCUUGUCUUUAGUAUUGAACAAUGACAAUGUGCUUGAGAAGAUCCGAGGUGAGCUUGAUAUGCAUGUUGGGAAAGAAAGGCUUGUCAACUACUCUGAUCUAAACAACAUGACUUAUCUUCAGGCUGUGAUUAAAGAAACAUUCCGACUGCAUCCUCCAGCACCCGCCUUGUUACCCCAUGAAUCCAUACAAGAUUGCGUGAUCAGUGACUACAACAUCUUGAAGGGCACGCGGUUAUUGGUAAAUGCAUCAAAGAUUCACCGUGAUCCAAAUUACUGGUCAGAUCCUGAAGCAUUUAAACCAAACAGGUUCUUGACAAAUGAGCACAAAGAAGUGGAUGUGAGAGGGAAACACUUUGAACUAAUCCCCUUUGGAAGUGGAAGGAGAGUGUGUCCUGCCAUUUCUUUUGGACUUGAAAGUGUGCAAUUGGGUUUAGCCAACGUUAUUCAUGGGUUUAAUUUGAGAAGGCCUUCAGAUGAGCCGAUUGACAUGACGGAAAACGGUGGCCUAUCCGGUGGAAAGGCAACUCCAUUGCAAGUUCUCAUCACUCCACGAUUACCUUCUCACAUCUACCUUAAUUUGAAACAUGUAACUUGAUGAAUCAAAAGUGUGUGUAUUUUUUUUUACUUCGUGGGGUCAGAGGGAGGGAGCUGGAGGAGCUUGGGGUACGUGAACAUGGCUGAAACUCCCUUUAUGGAGUUUCAAACCCGAGACCUCCCAUAUGGGAGGGUGAGUCGGCGACUAGCUUAGUUGAACCGCUUCCUCUAAAAAUGCGUGUAACUUGAUUUAUAAGUUAACUAGAAAUAAAACUUGACUUAAUAUGUAAUUAAAGCUUAUUCGUGAAUGAUAUGACGUAUAUCAUGAUGUGUAUCCAUGCAGAGGUAAGC